AUUAUUUACAUGAUCAUGAAAGUGACUGCAUAGUCAUGCAAUUCUCUCCCAAAAUCCAAUCUUAAACCGCGUACUCCUCCAAUUGCAACAUACCCUCUUCACCAGUUUUACCUUUAUCCAUACUUUCUUAAUUAAUUAAAUACGACAAAGUUUGUUGGUUUAGUUAUCAUUUGAGCUUUUGACAGCUAAAUUUCUUUAUACCAUUCAAUUCAAUACAACUACCUACAGCUUGCUACAAGUACUAUAUCACAAACUCACCUUCUUAUCCUUUUCCCCUCUUAGCAACUUGCUUCAAAUCUCACAUUCUUCAUUUACUAUAUAUACACCAAACAACUCUUCAAUCUUCACAACAUAUCCAAUAUUACCACUUUUACUAAUUCACAACAUCAUGGCUUUUACCACUUGCAACAAAUUACUAGUGCUCCUUUUCAUUAAUGUAGCAUGUGUUGCUGCUAACUUCAACCAAGAUUUUCAAAUUACAUGGGGAGACGGUCGUGCCAAAAUACUCAACAACGCCAAUCUUCUCACUCUUUCCCUUGACAAAGCCUCCGGCUCUGGCUUUCAAUCCAAAAAUGAAUACUUAUUUGGCAAAAUUGAUAUGCAGCUUAAACUUGUUCCAGGAAACUCUGCUGGCACUGUCACCGCCUAUUAUCUAUCCUCAAAAGGAGGUGCAUGGGAUGAGAUAGACUUCGAAUUCUUGGGAAAUUUGAGUGGUGAUCCUUACAUAGUUCAUACCAAUGUGUUUAGCCAAGGAAAAGGUAAUAGAGAGCAACAAUUUCAUCUAUGGUUUGACCCAACUGCAAAUUUUCACACGUACUCAAUUCUAUGGAAUCCACAACGUAUUGUGUUUUCAGUGGACGGGACACCAAUAAGGGAGUUCAAGAAUUUGGAAAGAAUUGGAGUUCCAUUUCCUAAGAAUCAAGCAAUGAGGAUAUACUCAAGCCUGUGGAAUGCUGAUGAUUGGGCAACAAGAGGUGGACUUAUAAAGACAGAUUGGUCCAAAGCACCAUUCACAGCUUCAUACAGAAAUUUCAAUGCAAAUAAUGCUUGUAUAUGGAGCAGUGGAAAAUCAUCAUGCAAAUCUUCUCCUACAUCGGCAUCAUGGCUAUCACAAGAGCUUGACUCAACUGGUUUGCAGAGGAUGAGAUGGGUGCAGAAGAACUAUAUGAUUUACAAUUACUGCACAGAUAAGAAGAGAUUUCCACAAGGUCUUCCACUUGAAUGCACUCACUCCUAGUAGGGGUGGCAAAACGGGCCGCCCGCCCCGCCCGCCGCCCGCCCCGCCUUAUGCCCGCCAAAAAACGAGCGGGGCGGGCAUGCCCGCCAAGUAAAAUGGGCAUAAAAGUCAUGCCCGCCCCGCCAAGAUGGCGGGUUGGCGGGCGGCGGGCUUACCCGCCUAUUUUUAUUUAUAUUUUUUUAAUAGAUUAAUAGGCUUUUUUUACCUUUUAAUUAAACUUUUCACUUAUUUUUUAAAACAAUUUUUUAUAAAGCAACUUUUUAACAAAUUUACUUAAAAAAAUAUUACAUAUAUUUAUAAAUAAAUGUAUAAAAUAAACCAUCAAGAAUUAAAAUUACUAGAAUUAACUAAAAAAAGAGUGAGUUUUGGAGGAGAGGCGGAUUUUGGCGGGCGGCGGGCUUUGGCGGGGCGGGUAUGGCGGGCGACGGGUUUUUGCGGGGCGAGUUUUGGCGAGCGGCGAGCCUAAAAUCCCAACCCAACCCGCCAUUUUUUGGCGGGUGGCGGGCCGGCCCCGCGGGCCACGGCCCGUUUUGCCACCCCUAACUCCUAGUCCUAUACUCUAGGACACUCUCUUUAUCAUUUUCUUAUGUAGUAUAUCAUCAUUCUUUUUUUUUAUGCCUAUAUAUGUUCCUUCUUUGUUUGUAAUUCUAUUUAUUUAUUUACCAUGUAAAAUAUCAUAUCAAGUCGUAGCUAGAUAACCUUUUGUAAUAUAUCCUUUUGUAACUUAGAUAUAUAUGAUAUUACUUAUUCCAUUA
Vicia villosa (hairy vetch) is the source of this 1992-nucleotide messenger RNA. Its product is annotated as xyloglucan endotransglucosylase/hydrolase protein 22-like. Lineage: Eukaryota; Viridiplantae; Streptophyta; Magnoliopsida; Fabales; Fabaceae. Gene Ontology annotation, biological process: cell wall biogenesis; xyloglucan metabolic process. The record is from RefSeq and is a predicted model, not a curated record. The transcript is spliced from 3 exons. Gene Ontology annotation, molecular function: xyloglucan:xyloglucosyl transferase activity; hydrolase activity, hydrolyzing O-glycosyl compounds. Gene Ontology annotation, cellular component: cell wall; apoplast. The coding region runs from base 389 to 1237 and encodes 282 amino acids.